AUGACCUAUACGAGUGCCAACCUCCGAGAUGAUUAUCUCCAAUCGAACCUACUCUGGCACUUAUGCUCGCAACAAUCGCAGAUUCUCUCUCGGUCCCAAUACAGCCUCCCGUUUUCAGCAGGGGCCACAUAUGCUUUAUCAUGCAAAUCAGAAUUGAACCCAACUCUUGAGAAAGUGAAACAAACCUCCAUUGUGCUAUCGACAGACAAUGGAAACUACAAGAGGCUGGAAGAGAAAGAUAGAGCUCACAAAUUCAAGGCCGAUGCCUCUGGAGGCGCCUUGAACCAUCGAAACGCCGCCGUGCCAAGGUUUGACGGCUGA
Messenger RNA from Striga asiatica, 321 nucleotides. The record is from the annotation of a GenBank genome assembly. NCBI's taxonomy places the organism in Eukaryota, Viridiplantae, Streptophyta, Magnoliopsida, Lamiales, Orobanchaceae.